Aspergillus calidoustus is the source of this 1029-nucleotide messenger RNA. The record is from the annotation of a GenBank genome assembly. NCBI's taxonomy places the organism in Eukaryota, Fungi, Ascomycota, Eurotiomycetes, Eurotiales, Aspergillaceae.
AUGGGGGCGACACUUCAUCAACCAACACCAGCACCAUUUACCAUGUCCGCGCAAACCAGUUUCUACCCCGCAGACUCUGUGGAGAACUCUGCCGUGGCUCCAUCCUCCCUGCUCCUGAGCAAUGGCUUCAACCAGGAGUUCCUCAACCUCGCCCUCCUUGAGCAACCAACCCACGGCAUGCCAAUGCAGUUCCAGCCCAACAACCAACAAGCACAUAUACAGGGUAUACCACAGUCAUCAAUGCAAGGCGACACCACCCCACGGGCACGCCUACGCAACCGCCAACUCCGCCCAGCACCCCGCAGCAACCGCAAACGCUCUCUCGAAGACGAGAUGAACCAAGCCCCCCCUCCAUAUCUGCAAUACCCCUCCUACACCAAUUUCUCCUCCUUCUCCUCCGCCUCGACCGACCACGCCCACGAAGACAGCCCGGAGCAAGACUUCACCUUUGACGACGCCCGCAGCCACCACUCGUACUCGAGCAGCCCCAAGUCCUCGCCAACAACCCACAGCUUCCGGCACGACGAAGUACAAAAGCGUGAGAAGCACCUGGAGCGCAACCGUGCGGCUGCGAGCAAGAGCCGACAGAAGAAGAAGCGCGAGACGGACCAGCUCAAGACGCGGUUCAACGAGGCCAGCCGCAAGAAGCGGUUGCUUGAGGCGGAGAUCAAGGAGCUGCAUAGUGCCUUGCUCUUCUUGAAGGAUCAGAUCCUCAUGCACUCGCGGUGUGAUGACAAUGCUAUUCACGUCUAUCUUGGAAGGAUGGUGAAGCAGGCGACCAAGCAUGGUUCGAUAAGCUCGGCUUCGGCCGAGGAGGAUAUGGCGCAGUCUCUGUCGCCGCCCGAGACUGAGAUGCAGUCUCGUCCUGAGCAACCCGCCUUCGACAUGACCAGCCCUGAUUCGGGUCCGGGUCCUGGACCGGGCCAAGCCCCCGGCGGAAUAUCAUGUGGUGUCGACAAGCCGCUGAUAGAUCCGAUGAUGUACCAGCCGGCUGGGAAUAUCUUCGACUACCAGAUCAGCAUCUCGUAA